AUGUUCUUCUCCUUCGCUGCCCUCGCCGUCUCUCUCCUGCCCUUGGCCAGCGCUGCAGUUGCCCCUGGUACACCGUUCGCCUGCGAGAACAAGCAGGUCCUGUCUACCUCGUACAUCGGCAAGGUCAAGGUCGAGUCCCUCUCGUGCUCUAACGCACUUUCCGCCGCGCCACCACCCGCCGCGGCCCCUCAACCGGCUGACGAUGGAACCAACGUCUGUGGUGCGCAGUGCGCGACGAACUGCUUCAACCCGUCCGGCGGAGGACCGAACCCGUACGACUGCCAGGUCAUCGCGGACUCCCUGAACUACAGCAACUCGACCGACGGCCAGCAAUUCAACCUCACUGGUAACGGCUCCGCGAUCGCAAUGACCUAUUCUACCUGCGAGACUUUCAUCGUCGACCAGGCACAGACGAACCUCACGUACUGCCGCGAUGACUGGGCCUCGCUCACCAACUACCUCGCGUUCAACUGCCAGUCCACCCAAAACGCGCACGGCGGCAACUGCGUCGCCAACGACGGCCGUUGGUUCGUCCAGGUCCAAAACUCCACUCAGACCCCAUCGUCGACCUCGGUGCCUGCUUCUACCUCCACCGCUUCCGGCACGCCUACGAUCACUGUCACAGUCACUGCGACCUCCAGCAGCUCUUAA
Coniophora puteana RWD-64-598 SS2 is the source of this 651-nucleotide messenger RNA. RefSeq lists its product as uncharacterized. NCBI's taxonomy places the organism in Eukaryota, Fungi, Basidiomycota, Agaricomycetes, Boletales, Coniophoraceae. The record is from RefSeq and is a predicted model, not a curated record. Bases 1 to 651 code for a protein of 216 amino acids. The transcript has 5 exons.